Messenger RNA from Tripterygium wilfordii, 1267 nucleotides. Its product is annotated as deSI-like protein At4g17486. Gene Ontology annotation, molecular function: deubiquitinase activity. NCBI's taxonomy places the organism in Eukaryota, Viridiplantae, Streptophyta, Magnoliopsida, Celastrales, Celastraceae. The transcript is spliced from 3 exons. The coding region runs from base 271 to 966 and encodes 231 amino acids. The record is from RefSeq and is a predicted model, not a curated record. Gene Ontology annotation, biological process: protein deubiquitination.
ACCAUUAAAAAUUAAAAAGCGAAAGCUGGAGAUCAAACACAGAGAGCACGGCGGACGUAUUCGGCCGCCGGAAGAACCGAAGUAAUUUCACACAAAGAGGGCCCUGUAAAUUAUAUAUCACCAAACUACACAUGCAAAACUCCUCGGAAUUUCCUUGGGCCACUCAAUUUUCGCUUUUCCAGUGAGGGAACUUAACUUUUUCAUGUGAGGAUCUCACUUUUUUUUCCGCGGAUAGAUUUGGAAAGCUGAAGCCUGAAGGCUGUUCCAAAGAUGUUGUGUAGAAUGUCGUUGGAGCCCCGUAAGAAGAAGGCCGGGUCGGUUCCGGUUUACCUGAAUGUCUACGAUCUCACACCCAUGAAUGGCUAUGCUUACUGGUUUGGCCUCGGGAUCUACCAUUCUGGAGUGCAAGUUCAUGGUGUGGAGUAUGGUUUUGGAGCACACGACCAUUCAACGACUGGGAUUUUCGAAGUGGAACCAAAGCAGUGCCCUGGUUUUACAUUUAGGAAAUCAGUUUUGAUUGGAAGAACUGAUCUGGGUCCUAAAGAAGUUCGAGCAUUUAUGGAGAAAUUAGCUGAAGAGUACUCUGGGAACACUUAUCAUCUCAUCACAAAGAACUGCAACCACUUUUGUAAUGAUGUGUGUAUCAAAUUGACAGGGAAGCCUAUUCCUCGAUGGGUGAAUCGGCUAGCUCGUUUAGGCCUUUUCUGCAACUGUGUUCUUCCAGUGGGAUUGAACGAGACAAAGAUUCAACAUGUUAAGUCAGAAGUCGGUGUCAAUGAGGAAAAGAAGAAACUGAGAAGCAAUUCAAGUAAAUUCACAUCCUCUUCUAACCCUGUGCCUCCUCCUUCUGCAUUAUCCUGUCCUACAAGUUCUGCAAUAAGACACAGCAGACAAAAACGUUGCCUUCCCACUCCUCUGUCUUCGAUCCACAGUAAUUCCACAACCACCUUAAGCUUAAAGCUUUAGAUUUUUAGUUCUUUGGAUUUUGAAACUUUAGGGUUCUACAGUACCAAUCAGCAAUAUGCCGAGGGGUAAGUGUGCAAAUUUCUUGUGUACCCCGUCUGGUUAUUUGGUUCUGCUCUCUCAAUUUCGUUUGUUGUCAAAAUAGCUGCUUUGGAAAUCGUGUUUUACGUAACAUGCUCCUGUUUAUGGUUCAUAAGAUCAAAGUGUUAUAGUAGAGUUCUUUGUCUCUUGCUUGUACACGCAAUUAUUCUAUGAAAGCUUUCUCUUGGCUAAUCUUGAGUGAGGGAGGUGUUUUGAUUUGGUA